AUGUUCGCAACACACCCCGUCCCCUCCUCCCCUUCCACACCCUUCCGCCAAACAGGCCACUACACGCCCGGCCGCCCAUCGCCUCUAGGCCCGCGCAGCUCGAACAUCGCCACACCCCCAUGGACAAUGGGCUCCCCCUCGAGCGCUUUACAGCCUCAGAAGCCCACCGGCCACGACGAGAACGCGCAGUUCUCGCCACUCUCCCUCCCAACCUUCUCCAUUCACAAUGAGCAACCGCACCACCCCACCCAGAACCAGCACCAGCACCAGCAGCAGCACCAGCACCAGCAGCAGCAUCAGAACCAGCACCAGCACCAGCAUCAGAACCAGCAUCAGAGCGCCGGGCAGACGACGCAGCCGUCUCCGAGCUUCGUGAACAUCGCCUCCUCGCCCGCGCCCCUCACCUUCCCUGCCUCGACGUCGCACCAUUCCACGGUACCCUUCCCAACAUCUCCCUCGCCCUCCACGCGCCCCGGCUACGCAGACCGGUAUGCGGCGCAGGUCGCCAAUCCAAUGCGCAGCACGACGUCGCUGGCGCGUUCGAAGACGCGCAAGAUGUUCCUUAACCGUGUCAAGACCGAGCGCGACGCGGGCCGGUUCGAGGCGCGUGGCGAGCAGAUGAUGAUGGCGGAGCAUUUGGCGGAUAAGAGGCGGUGGGAGGAGAGUAUGGCGCGCGAUGCAGAUAGGAUUAUGCGUGGACUGGAGGUGGAUUUCGAAGAGGAUGAUAUGCUUCCUGAUGACGCUGAGCUUCGUGCGCUAGAUGAGUUUGUCUCGCAGGAAGAGGCGAUGGAGAUGGCACUGCGGGAGACGUUGGCGAAUGGGCAUGGGCAUGGGCAUGGGCACCGUCUGGCGCAGCCGGAUGUUCCGUUUAGUGAUGCCGAGUACGAUGAUAUCUUCAUGCACAUGCCUGAGCCUACGCAGGACAUGGAUAUGUCGUGA
Molecule: messenger RNA, 939 nt
Organism: Penicillium canariense
Lineage: Eukaryota; Fungi; Ascomycota; Eurotiomycetes; Eurotiales; Aspergillaceae
Exons: 2
Coding region: 1-939 (312 amino acids)
Source: RefSeq, a predicted model, not a curated record